AUGGGUAAAAAAACAAAGAACAACAAUGGUAAUUUGGGUAGAGCUCUUAUCAGUGACAGGUUUUCUGGUACGAAAAGGAAUAAAAAUAGGGAUAAGGAUUCAAUGAUGCAUGCAUGCGAAUUAAACGACGGUUACGAUUGGGGACGUUUAAAUUUAAAAUCCGUUACGGAAGAAUCAUCAUUCCAAGAAUUUUUAUCAACGGCUCAAUUGGCUGGAACGGAAUUCGAAGCGGAAAAAUUAAAUAUAAAAUUUGUUAAACCCACGGUGAGUUGUGACGUCACGGGAAGGAGUUUAAGUCAAGUCGAGAGGAGACAUUAUGAUAUGAUAAAAAUACCGAGGAGACCACCGUGGAACGAACACACGACCCCCUCCGAAUUAGAAUCCAUGGAAAAACAAUCUUUUUUAGAAUGGAGAAAAAAAUUAGCUGAAUUACAAGAAAUCGAAGGAUUCAUGUUGACACCAUUUGAAAAAAAUUUAGAAUUUUGGAGACAGUUAUGGAGAGUCAUAGAAAGGAGCGACAUUGUCGUACAAAUUUUAGAUGCAAGGAAUCCAUUAUUGUUUCGAUGUGAAGAUUUAGAAAAAUAUGUGAAAGAGGUUAGCGAAAAUAAGGAAAAUGUUUUACUCUUGAACAAAGCUGAUUUUUUAAACGAAAUGCAAAGAACAGCUUGGGCUGAUUAUUUCACUAGAGAAAAAAUUAAAAUUAUUUUUUAUUCUGCAACGGAUGCCAUGACAGCAGACAAUUUAAAAGAAGGCAACGAUGAUGAAACGAAUAAACUAUUAAAAGAAUUAUCAUUGAAAGAAGAUAAAGAAAUAGUCAAUACGAAUAAAAUUUAUUCGAGCGAAGAAUUAAUAAAUUUUUUUAGAAUAUUUCAUGAAGCUCCGAGAGUGAGUCAGGGCAAGACAACGGUUGGACUAGUGGGUUAUCCAAACGUUGGUAAAAGCUCAACGGUCAAUUCGCUUUUGUCUUGUAAAAAAGUAGCCGUGUCAGCAACGCCGGGCAAAACGAAACACUUUCAAACGUUUAACUUAUCAGACGACAUUAUAUUAUGCGAUUGUCCGGGUCUCGUCAUGCCCAGUUUCGUAUCGACCAAAUCCGACAUGAUAAUCAACGGUAUACUACCCAUAGAUCAAAUGAGAGAUCACGUACCGCCCGUCACGGCCGUCGCUUCUCUCAUACCCCGUCACGUUUUAGAAGAUACCUACGGUUUGAUACUACCCAAACCGAAAGAGGGAGAAGAUCCGGACAGGGGUCCGACGUCGGAAGAAUUAUUAAACGCGUACGGUUACAAUCGGGGAUUCAUGACUCAAAACGGUUUACCGGACAAUCCGAGAUCUUCCAGGUACAUAUUAAAAGAUUUCGUUUCCGGUAAAUUGUUGUACUGUCACGCUCCGCCCGAUUUCGAACAGAAAUUAUAUCAAACGUAUCCGGAUGCGAAAAAAAUAAGAAAUAUGGAUAAUGCGAAUACGAGAUAUGCGAGAGUCGUCAACGGUGCAAACGGUUCUAAAUCCACGACGGAAACGAUAGACAGACAUUUUUUUAAAAAAAACAACAGUCAAGUUCACGUUAAGGGAAUACAAAAAAUAUUACAAUAUUCGACCGUCAUGUCGGAUUCUGAUGCGAAAGCUUUGGUGGAAAAUAAUUCAGGUUCGAAACCUUGGAAACAAUAUAACAAACACGCGAAUAAAAAGAAAAAAGAAAAAUUGAGAAGAGUUUAUUGUAAUUACGAGUAUCAAUAG
Molecule: messenger RNA, 1737 nt
Organism: Pediculus humanus corporis (human body louse)
Lineage: Eukaryota; Metazoa; Arthropoda; Insecta; Psocodea; Pediculidae
Exons: 2
Coding region: 1-1737 (578 amino acids)
Biological process (GO): ribosomal subunit export from nucleus
Cellular component (GO): cytosol
Molecular function (GO): GTP binding; GTPase activity
Source: RefSeq, a predicted model, not a curated record